CCUCCUCGCGAGCCCAGCCGGUCGGGGCGCCUCGUGGGUUUGGCGCGACGCGCCGGGCAAGGACUGCGGCGGCUGGCGGGGCUUCCCCGGCCCUGGGCGGGCACAGGCACACGGCCUCCCACCCCACCCCGGAGGGAUCUUGCCCGCUCUCUUCCCUGCCUGCCGGCGGAGCCCCAGCACAGGUCCCGGCGGGGUUAAUGUCCACGUUCGUGAUGAGAGACAGAUAAGUACCGUGCGGUGGCCUCCUUGCUGCAGGAAGAGUCUCCUUGAGGCGUUUGGCCCUGAGGGCUGUUAUCUUUCCGUGUGCUUUUCUUACAAACUGUGGGUUACCCCUUCACAAGGCCUUGUUCAGAAAUGGCCAGUUUAGCCAACAAAGACUCUUAUUUACAGCAACUGGCUAAGAAGAUUUGCGCCCAGGAAGUGCAGGAGCCACGAAAAAGAAAAUUCGGACCUGGGUCAGGGGAGGACGAUGCUCAGCCGAAGAAGAAGAAGAAAAGAAAGAAGUUGAAGCAGCAGGCCCAGGGCGUGGGAGGUGCCCCUCCGGGCAAGCCGGCAGUCACUGACGCCUUCAGAGCACAGGCUAAGCCAACAGCAGCGAAUGCCAAGAAGUCAGGGCCUGGGGUCAGUGUUGCAUCCGGUGCCCGCAGGCCGGCUGCUGCUGGGGGGAAUGGGAGCGGAGCCCAGAAUGGCAUUACAGGUAGCCAGAGCAGGCCCGAUUCCUUCUCCACCAUGACUCUGUUGCGUCAGAGGUUGCAUGAGAAAAUACAAGAAGUCUCGGGUCAGGGAAGGCCCAGACAGCUGUCACCGGCUGCACUGAAGAAGCAGCAGCGGAGGAAAUACGAGAAGGAGAGAAAGAAACGCCGGAGAAAAGAAUUAAGAGUGAAGGGAAAAACUGAGAAGAAAGGAGCGGGAGAGGUGUCGACAGGGGCCAUUUUGGAGCUCGCGGCCCCCAAGAACGAUGGCAAGUCCAACAUGGCCUUCAACAAGGUUGAAGUGCACGAAGAGCAGCUGAGCAAAGCGGAGAAGAGGAAAGAGAAGAGGAAGACUGUGAAAGGCAACCUCACCCCACUGACAGGGAAGAACUACAAGCAGCUCUUGAGUCGGCUGGAGGUUCGGAAGAACAAGCUGGAAGACCUGAAGGACAAGGAUGAGAAGAAGGCCCAGGAGCUGGAGACCAAGAUGAGAUGGACCAAUGUCCUCUACAAGGCUGAAGGUGUCAAGAUUCAUGACGAUGAGAACCGGCUGAAGAAGGCCGUUAAGCGGAAAGAGCAGCGCAAGACCCAGCGCCAGAAGCAGUGGGAAAAGCGGACUGAGCAAGUGGUGGAGAAGAUGCAGCAGCGCCAGGACAAGCGCCGCAAGAACCUCCAGAAGAAGAAGCUGGCCAAGAUGGAGCGGAAGAAGAGCAAGGCCCGCAAGAGGGGCCGUGUCUUGCCUGAGGAUCUAGAAAAAGCUGGCUCCAAAUGAGCCAGACUUAGUGGAUGGUUUCACCUGCUUCGGAUGAACUGAGUUUAGCGGAUGUCUUUAUUUGUUCCAAAGUGGAUUAUUGAGG
Messenger RNA from Gekko japonicus, 1549 nucleotides. It is a transcript of the gene SURF6, whose product is annotated as surfeit 6. Gene Ontology annotation, biological process: ribosomal small subunit biogenesis; ribosomal large subunit biogenesis. The transcript has 5 exons. Gene Ontology annotation, molecular function: RNA binding; DNA binding. The coding region runs from base 355 to 1464 and encodes 369 amino acids. NCBI's taxonomy places the organism in Eukaryota, Metazoa, Chordata, Lepidosauria, Squamata, Gekkonidae. Gene Ontology annotation, cellular component: nucleolus. The record is from RefSeq and is a predicted model, not a curated record.